Dromiciops gliroides (monito del monte) is the source of this 1926-nucleotide messenger RNA. RefSeq names its product myocyte enhancer factor 2B (gene MEF2B). The coding region runs from base 197 to 1387 and encodes 396 amino acids. NCBI's taxonomy places the organism in Eukaryota, Metazoa, Chordata, Mammalia, Microbiotheria, Microbiotheriidae. The record is from RefSeq and is a predicted model, not a curated record. Gene Ontology annotation, biological process: positive regulation of transcription by RNA polymerase II. The transcript has 9 exons. Gene Ontology annotation, molecular function: protein dimerization activity; DNA-binding transcription factor activity, RNA polymerase II-specific; RNA polymerase II cis-regulatory region sequence-specific DNA binding.
GCACCUGGCGGUGGCCGGCGCGGCUCCCGGAAUCUGGAUCGCCCCAAGACUUCACUGCGCUCUUAGAGCCCUGACUUUGCCUCUGAGCCCUGGCCCCGGACCAGGCCCGCGACCCCGGGAAGCCCCGUUCCCUGAGCCUGAAGCCGGGGAGUUUCCGGAGAGGGCAACGCUGAACAGCCUGUGCCCAGUCCACACCAUGGGAAGGAAAAAAAUCCAGAUCUCUAGAAUUCUAGAUCAACGGAACCGUCAGGUGACAUUUACCAAGCGGAAGUUUGGGCUGAUGAAGAAGGCCUAUGAGCUGAGCGUUCUCUGCGACUGUGAGAUUGCCCUCAUCAUCUUCAACAGUGCCAACCGCCUGUUUCAGUAUGCCAGCACGGACAUGGACCGUGUACUGCUCAAGUAUACCGAGUACAGUGAGCCCCACGAGAGCCGGACCAACACGGACAUCCUCGAGACACUGAAGAGGAAGGGGCUUGGCCUAGAGAGUCAGGAGCUGGAGCUGGAUGAGGGGCUAGUGGAACCUGGGGAGAAGCUGCGGCGUCUUGGGGGUGAUGGGGCUGAUCUAGCCCUGGUGCGACCCAGGUUUUAUUCAGCAACUCCUGCUCUGCCUAGCCCUGACCUGGCAUAUGGGGCGGUGCCUCCCCCAGGGUCUGGACCUGAGCCAUGUGGACUGGGUGAGGCUAGCCCUGGCCAGGGCCGGCCAUCCCCUUUCCGUCCUGCUGCAUCCAAGGCUGGUCCCCCAUCAGGCCGUUCCCCAGGGCCGCUGCCCCCAGUAGGUCUAGGGCACCCACUCUUCUCCCCAGGCAACCUUCCUCGGACACUGGCCAACAAGACCCCUCCCCCUCUAUAUCUGGCCGCUGAUGGACGGAGGCCAGACCUACCUAGUAACCUGACGGGGCCCAGGGUGGGCCUGAAUGCCACGAGAACUCUCUACGGAAGCCUCCCGAGCCCCAGCCCCAUCUCGGCCCAUGGCAACAGUGGCCUCUCCAGUCACGGGCUAGGGGCUUUUCCCUUCCUUUCCUCUAGCCAGGCAGAGUAUGGUCAUGGAGACCCCUCCCCUCACCCGGGCCUCCUCCAGCCCACGGCCCUGGUUCCCUGGCAGCCCCCAAGGGGGGACAAAUCCCCCAGCUCCCAGUCACCCCUUAGUGUCCGCCCCGGCUCCGCCCCCGGUCCGGGUGAGCAGGCUCCAGUGGCCCUGGGAGGUUCUCCGCCAGCCACAGCGCUCAGCAUCAAGUCCGAGCGCGUGUCCCCGGGGGCUGCGCCCCUAGCGGAACGCCCGCCGUCCCGGGACGACUUCACCAAGAGUUACCAGUACCCCGCAGGGGGGCUGGCCCGGCCAGGCCAGCCCCUCCGACGGCUCCACGUGGCUGACAGUUGGCCCAGAUAGGGGAAGGGCCGGCCCCUCCGCCCUAGGGCGACCCACCGGCCACCUCUCCAUGUGCCCCUCCACCCUCCGCACUCCUGCCUCUCUGUGCGUCUGUCUCUACCCGAAGGGGCGAGAUGGAGAAAACUUGCUUCAGGGACCCCUCCCCUCCCCUUCACGCGAAAGGGCUUGGCUGGUGCCACGGUCCACUCCAGCACAGUCCUAGGCACAGAGAAGAGAGAGGGGAAGAAGGGGAAGGGCAGGCGGUGAAGGCCGGUUGGGGGAUCCCUCUGGCAUUUCAUUGAUUCCCCCCCCUCCCCAAGUUCAGGGUAGGGCUGGUUGGAAACGGGGAUUCCGAAUUGGAGUUUUUCCCAGGGCACCAUCCCUUUUGCCCCUCCCUCCAUAAUUCAAGGGCUGCCAGGGGCAGUCCCUAACUGUCCCCUCUAUACUCACUUUGGACUGGGCCUCUGUUGGUCUUCCACUUGCAGGUGCCCCAUCCCCUAUUUCUUCCUGGGGCUGAUGGAGCUCCUCUCUUGUAACCAAUAAAAAAAAAUGCUUGGGAA